Messenger RNA from Purpureocillium takamizusanense, 2172 nucleotides. It is a transcript of the gene ICP55, whose product is annotated as Intermediate cleaving peptidase 55. Gene Ontology annotation, molecular function: metalloaminopeptidase activity; manganese ion binding. Gene Ontology annotation, cellular component: mitochondrion. The transcript has 2 exons. The record is from RefSeq and is a predicted model, not a curated record. The coding region runs from base 282 to 1799 and encodes 505 amino acids. NCBI's taxonomy places the organism in Eukaryota, Fungi, Ascomycota, Sordariomycetes, Hypocreales, Ophiocordycipitaceae.
CCUGCCCCUUCGAGAAAUGCAGCAGAACCCAGGGCUGAGAGCAUCGUCACCCCCAAGACCUGCAGCUACCGACGACCUCACACGAUCAGAUCACGACAGAGACCCUCCGGCCGUACGGCGCCUUGUUGCGUCGACUUUUCGCUUGCCUGGCUCCCCUUUAUUCGGCGUCCAAGAGGGGUGAGAGCCUGUCGGCAUUGUCCUGGCCUGGACUGCGCCCUCGUCACCCGCCCUUAAACAUGCGCAUACCACCACCUCCAAGAAAUUAAGACGCCGUCCCUGAAAUGAGUCUCUCACGCCCACCAUUCCGGAGCGGCUCACAGUUCCCACUACGUCUCUUGACCUCUUCCCGAGCCACAUCCUCAGCAUCAACACGCCUCCACACCAGCUCGCGGAGCACCGCGAAAUCGAGACCUAGCCAUGCGACUGCUCCCGCAUCGCGAAGGGCCUUUGCCUCCGUUUCCGCGGCUGACCUCAAGUUCGGCCAGCCCGUCUACGAGACGCAUCCUCACAUCCUGAAGCCAGGCGAGAUAACGCCAGGAAUCACGGCCCAGGAAUAUGCCGACCGACGAGCCGCCCUGGCCGAUGCCAUGACCGACGGCAGCGUCGCCGUUCUCCACGCCGCGCCGCUGCAAUACAAAUCGGGCGCCGUCUUCCACCCCUACCGACAAGAGUCCAACUUUCUCUGGCUCACGGGCUGGAACGAGCCCGAUGCCGUUGCUAUCAUUGAGAAGACGGGCCCCAAUCGGGGUGACUACAUCUUUCGAAUGUUUGUCAAGCGCAAGGACCCCCGCGAGGAACAGUGGUCAGGAUACCGCAACGGUAUCGAGGCUGCCGAGGACAUCUUCAACGCCGACGAGGCCGGGUCAGUGGACAGUGUAGAGACAGUGCUGCCGCAGAUUCUCGGCGCGGCGAGAUUGGUCUACGCGGAUACGCAGGGCUCGCAAAGUGCACACACGGGCUCGCUCUGGAAGUUCCUGGCCGGCAGAGAUGCUGGACCCUCCAAGACGCCGCUCUACCCCGUCAUGAACAAGCUUCGGGUCGUGAAGAGCCCCGCCGAGGUGGCCAACAUGCGCAAGGCUGGUCAGAUAUCGGGUCGGGCCAUCACCGAAGCCAUGCGGCAGCCUUGGGCUCAGGAGAAGCAUCUCCACGCCUUCCUGGACUACCAGCUCAGCAUCAACGGAUGUGACGGCCCGGCGUACAUUCCCGUUGUAGCGGGCGGCGAGCGUGCGAAUUGCAUCCACUACACGGUCAACAACGCGACGCUUCGCGAGGAUGAGUUCAUCCUCGUCGACGCCGGGGGCGAGUACGGUACGUAUAUUACCGACAUCUCUCGCACGUGGCCGGCCUCGGGCAAGUUCUCGGCGGCCCAGCGCGACCUCUACGAGGCGGUGCUCCGGGUGCAGCGCUCGAGCGUCUCGCUUUGCCGCGAAUCGGCGCACAUGUCGCUCGAGGACAUUCACGGCGUAACGGCGCGCGGGCUCGUCGACCAGCUGCGGGCCAUUGGCUUCGACGUGUCCAUGUCGUCCAUCGAUCAGCUGUUCCCGCACCACGUAGGGCACUACAUCGGGCUCGACGUGCACGAUUGCCCCGGGUUCAGUCGACGAGAGGUGCUGCGCCGCGGCCACUGCGUCACCAUCGAGCCGGGCGUCUACGUUCCCGAUGAUGAGCGCUGGCCGGCGCAGUUUCGUGGAAUGGGCGUGCGCAUCGAAGACAGCAUUUGCGUCGACGAUGACUCGCCGUACAUUCUCACCACCGAGGCCGUUAAGGAAGUGGAUGAUAUUGAAGCACUACGGUCAUAGUAUCACCACGAUGUAAUCUAUGCCGCCAUGUAUCAUACCUAUUCUGUACACAUCGAAGGACUCAACACGUAAAUACCAGCAUGCGACCCAUCCGCGGACAAGGUAUCGCGUACCUUUCCACUGGACACUAUAUAUCUACUCGUCUGUCGGCACGUAGCCAGAGCAUCCCUGCUGAGACAUGUCAGUGCGCGGGAGGGGACAGCGGAAGCAGAUUGCCGAACCAGCAGAUAGAUACGUAGGGAAUAGGCGCGAAAAAAGCCGGAGCAACAACAACACACGCCACAUACCGCACACAGCACACACUGGGCAGUCGGUCAGUCCAGCGCCGCCCAUGAAAGGUGGCCCAUCGUCGGUCGUGUCCCUUGGACUCCGU